Messenger RNA from Misgurnus anguillicaudatus (oriental weatherfish), 2844 nucleotides. The record is from RefSeq and is a predicted model, not a curated record. Lineage: Eukaryota; Metazoa; Chordata; Actinopteri; Cypriniformes; Cobitidae.
CCGCUAUCACUCACAGUCUGACAAUUAUCAAUUAAAACGAGCCGUUACGGACUGCGGUAAUGCACCAUAGGCCGACAAAACGGAUCGGUUGCGUACGAUUUUCGGACAGAUUGAAUACGUUUUAGCAACAUUUAUGCAUACAAUGCACGAUAACUGGUUAUAAACAAAUUUAAGACGUCUAACUGACAGAUGCGGCUGCAGUAACAUAAACCCGAUCUGUGAUUAUCGACCGAUUAAACCGAUCGAGAAAUGUGCGCGGUGUUAAUUUAAUACGAUACUCACGCUUGCGAGAUUAAUGUUUAGACUGUUAAAGUGUGCAAAGUGUAUUUUUUGCAGAAAUGAAGAACAACAACAGCUCUCUGUACGCGGAAAUGCGGGGUAACGGCGCGUCGUGAUUGGUUGUCGUGCGCGUGCACUUCCGGAAACAGCCCGGGUUGCUUCCGGUCUGCGCUCAGUCAGUUUAUUAUCAUACCGUUGCUGGUGUUUGUUGAAUACAUUUGAGGAUAAACAUCUAUAAAAUGUUAUAUUUUUGUUACGUGUUUUAGGCCAUGAGGUAAGUUUUGGAGAUAAAGUGGGUGCCAUGCAAAGACGUCACAGCAGCAACACAGAGGGCAUGCCUCCAGAAAGGAACAGGAGUCAAACUCUCGGUUCUGAGAGUAGUCUCGAUGAAGGAGGGGUGUUUGACUGUUUAAAGCCAAACUCUCCAACGUCCCCUCAUCAGCAGCUCUUCUCUGGACUGGUAGGAGUCUCUGCUGGAAACGUGUCUUCAACUCCCUUCCAGGCUGCUGGGAUUGUUCUUGGCUCUCCCCCAGAUGUCUUUAUCCAGAUGGCAUCUUCUUCCAGGGAUGAAGGCUCUCACCGGACCGAAAACCCACCUUAUCUUCCUCGGCCUCCUCAGCACCAUCAUCAUCAUCACCAUCAUCAUCACUCCGGCCAGCAUCGCUCAUCACUCCUGCAUGUGGCCACCUCUUCUGAGAGGCAUGGGAGUAGAGACGAUGGGGGAGAUGAUACCUCCACCCCUGCCCCUGCUUUCUCUGAACUUAAAUCUGUGGUCACGUGGCUUCAGAGAGGAUUUCCAUUCAUCCUCAUUCUCCUCACUAAAGUCUGCUUCCAGCACAAGCUUGGGAUUGCCAUUUGCAUCGGAAUGAUCAGCACAUUUGCGUUUGCUAACUCGACCCUGAAGCACCAGGUUGCGCUGCGGGAGGAGAGGUCUGUGUUUACAACUUUCUGGAUUAUGAUCUUUCUUGCUGGCAACAUUGCGUAUCUGUACUACACUUUCAGCCCUGAACAACUUCACAAGAGCCUUAUUUUUGCCAAGCCGAACAUCAACAGCUUUAAUUUCUUUGACCUGAUCUGGGCUGUUGGAAUAACAGAUUUUGUGCUGAAAUAUUUCACCAUCGAGCUCAAAUGCCUGAUACUGUUUCUGCCUAAAAUGAUUCUCGCUUUCAAGUCAAGGGGAAAGUUUUAUCUGUUGAUAGAGGAGCUAAGUCAGCUCUUCAGAGCUUUGGUUCCCAUCCAGCUGUGGUACAAGUACAUCAUGGGCGAAGAUCCUUCCAGCAGUUACUUCCUCGGGGCGAUGCUGAUUAUCAUCUAUAGUUUGUGCAAGUCGUUUGAUCUUUGUGGAAGAAUAUCUGGCAUUCAAAAAGCAUGUGUUAUUCUCUGCAGUUCACAGAGUUAUGGUACGAGAGCCAGUGCUCAGCAGUGCAAUGAGGCAGGGGAUGUGUGUGCAAUCUGCCAAGCCGAAUUCAAAGAGCCAGUUGCCCUGCAUUGUCAGCACGUGUUCUGUGAAGAGUGCUUAUGUCUGUGGUUCGACCGUGAGAGAACGUGUCCACUUUGUCGGUCGGCAGUGGUGGAAACGCUUCGUAACUGGAAGGAUGGGACCACAUCUGCCCACUUUCAAAUCUACUGACCAGUCGGAUGACAAAGAUGGUGUGAUCUAUUUUAAACAUGUUAACCAUGCCUAAUAUAUUUCAAUAUUCCCAUUAAGGGAUAGUUCACCUAAAAAUAAAAAUUUCUGUCAUCAUUUUCUUAUCCUCAUGUUGUUCUAAACUUGUUUGAAUUUCUCUUUUAUAAUGAACACAAAAGAAGAUAUUUUUGAGAAAUGAUGGUAAGCACACAGUUGACAGUACCCAUUGACUUCCAUAGUAGGAAAACAAAUAUUAUGAAAGUAUUGUGAUAAAUGAAGAUAUUUUGAUAAAUGAUGGUAAGCACACUGUUGAUGGUACCCAUUAAAUUCCAUAGUAGGAAAACAAAUAUUAUGAAAGUAUUGUGAUAAAUGAAGAUAUUUUGAUAAAUGAUGGUAAGCACACUGUUGAUGGUACCCAUUAAAUUCCAUAGUAGGAAAACAAAUAUUAUGAAAGUAUUGUGAUAAAUGAUGGUAAGCACACAGUUGACAGUGCCCAUUGGCUUCCAUAGUAGGAAAACAAAUAUUAUGAAAGUAUUGUGAUAAAUGAAGAUAUUUUGAUAAAGAUGGUAAACACACAGUUGACAGUAACCAUUGACUUCCAUAGUAGGAAAACAAAUAUUAUGAAAGUAUUGUGAUAAAUGAAGAAAUUUUGAUAAAAGAUGGUAAACACAAAGUUGACAGUAACCAUUGACUUCCAUAGUAGGAAAAACAAAUAUUAUGAAAGGAUUGUGAUAAAUGAAGAUAUUUUGAUAAAAGAUGGUAUGCACACAGCUGCUGUACCCAUUGACUUCCAUAGUAGGAAAACAAAUAGUAUGAAAGUAUUGUGAUAAAUGAAGAUAUGAAGUUUCGUUGCAAAACGAGAUAACUCCAUUUAACAUUUUUUGUCAAGACAUGUUUAUUAUUAUGUUAUCAUGUUAUUAUUUUGUUUGGUUUAAAUC